AUGCUCCGCACCCGCUCCUCCACCCUCCUCCCCGUGACAUCUCGCUCCCAUCUAACGCGCGAGCGAUCUUACAACCCGCGGAGAAGGGGCAACUCCACAGUGUGCAACCCCUGGGGCAUCGCCCUGCUCCUGUUCCUGCUGGGCCUGGCCGGCACGGGCGCGGCAUGGUGGCACUUCCGGGAUGCCCCGGCCCCCGCUCGGGCCAAGCCAGUGCGGCUCGCCUCCCAUGAGGCCUUCCUCAGCAAGCACAGCAACGCCCACCUGCUGGAGGAGCGGUUUGAGCGCGAGGUGCAGCGUCGGCGGGAUGGCGGCGACGGCGCCCUGGGCGCCCAGGGGCAGGCCGACGCCAGCCUGGGCCUGGGCGCGCACCACGCCGAGGCGGCGGGCGCAGGCGAGGGGCACGCAGCCGUGGCCGCGGGGCACGACGACGCCGCACACGCCGCAGCGUCGCACCUGGACGCGGUCCAUGCCGACGCGCACGCCGCCGCGCCGCCCUCGCUCUAUGACACCUCCAUCCACGUGCGAGACGCGUCGGGCCAGGAGGUGAGCAUGGCCGCCUACCGCGGCAAGGUGCUGCUGGUGGUGAACGUGGCCUCGCAGUGCGGGUACACCAAGACCAACUACGAGGCGCUGCAGUCGCUGUACACGCGGUACGCGGGGUACGGGCUGGAGAUCCUGGCCUUCCCCUGCAACCAGUUUGGCGGCCAGGAGCCGGGGAGCCUGGCGGAGAUCGCGGCCUGGGCCGCGACCACCUACCACGUCACCUUCCCGCUCAUGGACAAGGUGGACGUCAACGGACCCGGCGAGACGCCGCUCUUCGCCUGGCUCAAGGCGCACACGCCCGGAGGCCCGCCCGCCGACGUCGACUGGAACUUCAACAAGUUCCUGGUGGACAAGUGGGGGGUGCCGCGCAAGCGCUACGCCUCCGCCGUGGACUACCCGCUGCUGGAGAUGGACGUCUACUCGGAGCUGGUGCGGACGGCCUGA
Messenger RNA from Auxenochlorella protothecoides, 987 nucleotides. RefSeq names its product putative phospholipid hydroperoxide glutathione peroxidase 6, mitochondrial. Lineage: Eukaryota; Viridiplantae; Chlorophyta; Trebouxiophyceae; Chlorellales; Chlorellaceae. The record is from RefSeq and is a predicted model, not a curated record. Bases 1 to 987 code for a protein of 328 amino acids. The transcript is spliced from 3 exons. Gene Ontology annotation, molecular function: glutathione peroxidase activity. Gene Ontology annotation, biological process: response to oxidative stress.